AUGCCCUCCGCCUUCGACAACGCCACCACCUCGCCAGUGGGCAUCAUCCUGGUGCUCGUCUGCUGGGCCUUGCUCAGGGACCUUCUCUUCCACGCUGUCGCCCGCCGGACAUUCCUCCCAGUAGUCAACAAGAACUGGGGCGUUAACACCGCUUGCACCUCCACCUCCAAUAAAAUCCGCCGCAACGCCAUGGCUACGGUCGCUGCUGCCUUCGCCGCCGCUGAGCGGGACCGCUACCGCGAGCGCGUCCGAUUAUAA
Molecule: messenger RNA, 258 nt
Organism: Macroventuria anomochaeta
Lineage: Eukaryota; Fungi; Ascomycota; Dothideomycetes; Pleosporales; Didymellaceae
Exons: 2
Coding region: 1-258 (85 amino acids)
Source: RefSeq, a predicted model, not a curated record